Messenger RNA from Diabrotica virgifera virgifera (western corn rootworm), 711 nucleotides. RefSeq lists its product as uncharacterized. NCBI's taxonomy places the organism in Eukaryota, Metazoa, Arthropoda, Insecta, Coleoptera, Chrysomelidae. The transcript is spliced from 4 exons. Gene Ontology annotation, cellular component: external side of plasma membrane. The coding region runs from base 12 to 608 and encodes 198 amino acids. Gene Ontology annotation, molecular function: carbohydrate binding. Gene Ontology annotation, biological process: biological process involved in interspecies interaction between organisms. The record is from RefSeq and is a predicted model, not a curated record.
ACUAUAAAUAUAUGGACGACGAACACAUCGAAAUUUGUAGUGUAUUUCGUAUGCGAUCAAAGUUAAGCAUAAUGAAAAAUCACUUCAUAGUUCUAUUCUUUACGAUAUUAUUCAAUAUCCAGUUGAAUAAUGCCAAUGGUGUGGGAUAUGACCGUGAUUAUUAUCACUUUGCAUCUCCACUUAAGGGCACCUGGUACCAAGCACUACAACAUUGCAAUUCGCUUGGUAAGGAUUUAGUUAGUAUUAGAGACGAUUUAGAAAACGCAGAUCUGUAUGCUCUGAUGAAACAAUACUUGGGCAAGUGGGGCGGCACAUACCGGUUUUGGACAUCAGGAACUACAAUGGCUAAUAACGAAUGGAUAUGGAUGAGAGAUGGAAGUCCAAUUUAUUUUGGCGACAAACUUGAAGCUGGUUCGGGCCUAGCUGCUAACGAGACGUGCCUUCAAGCUAUAUACACAUAUGAUGACAAUCGUCUUCAAUUUAACACUGGUAAUCUAAAUGAAGAACAUUUUGUUCUUUGCGAGAGAAAAAGCCCACACAAGCUUGACUUGGAGCAGUCGUGUAAUCCCACUAAAACUAGAAGUGCAAUUAGAAGAAUAAAUGCUUAAUAUCCUUAUUGAUCGUUUGAUGAACAAUUUGAAACAGACGUAUUAUUUAUUAAAUAAAUCGUUUGUUGUCAUUGUUUUACAUCAAUAUAGUCAGUUACACUAG